Drosophila montana is the source of this 2034-nucleotide messenger RNA. RefSeq names its product putative sodium/calcium exchanger 7. Gene Ontology annotation, biological process: intracellular calcium ion homeostasis; monoatomic cation transport; transmembrane transport. Gene Ontology annotation, molecular function: calcium:sodium antiporter activity. Gene Ontology annotation, cellular component: membrane. The transcript has 2 exons. Lineage: Eukaryota; Metazoa; Arthropoda; Insecta; Diptera; Drosophilidae. Bases 92 to 1933 code for a protein of 613 amino acids. The record is from RefSeq and is a predicted model, not a curated record.
ACAUAUUCAGUUGAAAUUAUAUUUUGAACGCAACACAAAGUUUACACAAACACAGUUCAAGUUCAAUAUACAUACCUAUAUACUUAAGAUCAUGGCCAACAUGCAUACAGGAAACGUUUUGGAUAGAGAAUUCGACGAGUUUUGGUCAAAUGUCAAUUGUUAUGCUGUCGUGGACUUUGCGUAUGACCAAAGAUGCAAGUUUGUGAGAAGUGCAAAUAACUGCAUACAAGGCACGAAUUUCGUGCCGUAUAUGCAAUUGUUGGCAUGCGAUUUAAAAUGUGAAAACCAUUUUGAAGAGAUGGUCUAUGUGACAGCCUUCCUGCUUUUUUCCUUUGAGUUGUUAAUCUGCAUGAGCAAUGUGGCGCAUAAUUAUUACACUCCGGCGUUGAAGGUCGUUUCCCGAAUGCUUCACAUGAACGAGCAUCUGGCUGGCGUGACGAUCAUGGUACUUGGCAACACACUACCAGAUCUGUUUGCACUAUUGUGGACUAUUAAUGACGAUACACCCAUGUUCGCCAAUUGCCUUUCUUCGGCAUUAUUUGUAACUAUGUUCGCGGGGGGAUUGGUAUGCUAUAUGAGUCCAUUUAAAAUGAAUGCAUAUGAUACCGUACGCGAUCUAGUCUUCUCUAUCUUUGGCGUGAUGCUGCUUGAGCUUAUUAUAAUCAGUGAUGAGACGGUUUCGCUCGCUGAGUGUAUCCUUCUGGUGGCGGUGUACGUCAUAUACAUAGUUGUCACCGUGGUCGAUGUGUAUAUUAUGAAACGUGCCGUAAAAGCUUUGGCACGCGAAAUCAACGCACUGUACGAAUUGCCACAGUCAGAAGAGGUUAAAGAAAGGCGCGAGACACUACAAAAAAAAUAUGACGUCCUUUCUGAGGAUGAUCGCGUAACUUUAUUGCAGCGCAAAACGACGUAUCCAUGUGAUCGAACUUUCAGCUUUAUGACAAAAGUCGGAAUGGAACGUGUCAGUAUUGACAUGGAGGCCAAGCGCAAUACAUAUUACCCCAUGGCCCGAAACAAGAAUCACCGUCUCUUUACGGAAUUCUUCUCUGCAAUCCAGCCCAUAAAAUUAAAUGAAUGGCGCCAGGCUACCAUGUUACAUCGCGCCUUCUAUAUAGUUCGGGCUCCUGGUGUGUUUUUAAGUGCCAUUUAUAUACCCUUGGUGGAUUACGAGCUGGACAAGAAUGGCUGGAGUAAGCUGCUUAAUUGCAUACAAAUUUUCCUUAACCCAGCGGUUACAAUCACAAUGGGCAAGGCCAUGGUAUUUAGGGAAAAAUCGAAGCUUUGGUAUUAUAACGUACCAAAUGACGUAAAAUACGGACUUUACUCCCUGGUGGUAACAGUGCCCAUAGCCAUAGCUGUGUUUGUUCAUUCGAAUACAAGUGCCCCGCCGUCAUAUCACUGGAUGUUUACAGUUCCCAAUCUUACUGGAUCCAUUUUUCUGAUGUUUCAGUGCUCCACCGAAAUAACUGUAAUAACGGAGGUCCUUGGCCAUAUGUUAAAAGUACCUAAUGAUUUUAUGGGUGCCACUGUGAUAUCCAUCGCCAUCUCCUUGAUUGAUCUUGUAACGAUAAUGUCUAUGACUCUGCAGGGGUAUGAGAAAAUGGCGUAUGCAGCAGCCAUUGGGGGUCCAUUCUUUAAAAUUCUGCUUGGUACAGGCAGUAUGUUUGCCGUAAAGAUUUAUUUAGGCCGUAGUACUUCAAUGAAUGCUUUGAUUGGAGCAUAUGGGGAAAAUGCAUUUGUCCUGUUGAUAUUAGGUCUGCUAUCGACGCUGCUUUGGACAUCGGUGUUGAAUUUUCAUGCCCGUCGCUCGGUGGGACUUUUCUCCAUGUCCAUCUAUGGUCUGUUCAUUAUAUUUAGCACGCUUGUUAGAUUUCAAAUAAUCCACCCAUACAAUACGGAUGCCUUUCUCGCCGAUUCCCAUGCAGUUGAUUAAAAAAAAAUUAUUUAUUAUUAUAAUUAUAAUGUAAACACAUAUGCAGUUGAAAAACUGGCCAGACUUGAAAAUAUAGCUGUUAUAGAACACUUGAUCUUGUA